AUGUUCAGACCAGAUCAACUAGGACUCUUUCAUCUCUCCGAACGCAACCAUGAAGCAUCUCUGCAAGAACAAGCCUCUAGUCCCUCCAACAAGUCUGUUCUAUCAUUUAAACAACAAGAUUUGAAAGAAUCCAAUCAUUUCCAAAUUGCAUGCAAUCGAGAGAGAAACAAUAUGGAUGAAGAUGAUGAUGUCCUAUCUUCAACAACCUUCCAAUUGGAUGAUGACCUUGAUGAAACCAUGAAAAGCUUUCUUUCAUGCCAAUGCAAGGCUUGUAAAGAACUUUCAAGUCAUCAAAGACCUCUCGGCAACAAGGAUGAAUUAAUAGAAGAACCUUCUCAUGAUUUGAAUGGAGCUCCAUCUGGCUUGGAGGAUCAUUUGAAAGUGAUUUCUGAUGAGAGUCCCCAUUCCCCUAUGAAAGACAAUUCAUUCUAUCCUUCUUCAAGAUAUUACAGCUGUGUUUUGGAAGAGGACAUGACCAGAGAAGAGAAAGAAAGAAGAAACCAAGAGAGAUUCUGUUGUUCAAUGUUGACUGACUCUUAUGAUAAACAUUUAGAAGAAGAAUUCAAACAAGAAGACAUUCAAGAGAAUAAGAUUGAAUCUGUGUUGAAAGAUGAAAGAUGUGCGAAGGUCCUUUUACUUCAAACUCUUGCAAGGUGCACACUUGUGAUGAAACACUUUUCAUUCGAAAGGAAUCAAAUUCAACGUUUUCAAGCAGUGAUUCGACAGUUUUUAGAAUGCAACAUGUUUGAACUCUCACGGAAUGCAUUAAGGAGGAUACAAGCGAUAUGCAGAGGCAACUCGUUAAGAGUUCACUUUCAUUGUGUUAUUUCAAUAAUUCCUCUCAUUCAAGCAUUGAUGAGAGCCUUGACCGUUCGGAGAAGAAUGAACAUGGUCAAGAGGCAUGGAGAGAGAAUCCUUGCACUUACACGAGGUGUUCUUACAAGGAAGAUGACGAAUCGUCUUGUUCUUCUUUCAUUGCAAUCCUCAUCAGAUUUAAUUAGAUCUGUUCAAACAUCAAGUAUGAAAUCCAAUGAUGAUCUAACAUCGGAGUCACACAGUGAUAGAAAUGUCAUGUCAGAGAAGAAAGAAGAAGGAAAUGACAGCAACAACAACAACUACUACUACUUUAGUACUUCUAACAAUUAUUCCUUUACAGAUGUUUUUAUUUCCUAUCAAGAGCCAACACUUUCUUCAUUGAAAGGUACCGAUGUGCCUGAGAUUACCACAAAGAAUUCCACGACAACCAUCAUGAUCCCAAAAGAAACAAGAAUUGCUAAAAAAAAGGAACGAUUAACUGUUUUCCCUCCUCAAAGAAGCAGCAUCCUUGAGAAAAAUCUCAAAUCUAAAAGGACAAUGACAUCUAAGGAAAAGGAUGAUCGUUCUCCUUGUGCAGAACCAUCCUUGUCCUCGGAGGUGACAAAGAUUCGAAAUGUUUCCACCCUUAGCGGAGCUUUGUUGAUGAUAAGGAAUGAUAUAAGUAGAAGGAAUGAUGAAUUUUAUGAUGAACAUUUGUUAAUGUCUGAGAAAGAUUUGUUAAAAGGAGAAGAAGAAGAAUUUGAAGAAAAUUCCAAUCAUGAGAGCUCUAAAGAUGAGGACAUUCCAAGUUCAAAAGUCUCUCAAGAAGAACAUUUUGUUCAUACAAGUUCUCAUCUUAUUAUGAGUGAACAGGAAAUGGAAGAAUUAUUUUCAAGAAGAGAGCAGAUACAAGAAAUGGAAAAACAAAUUCAAGAAUUGCGACAACAAGAAAGAUCUCUUAAGGAACGUUCAAAAGUGAAAAUUGAUCUUCUUCACAAGUACAACAAAAUCAAAGACGUUGGUCAGUUUUUAAUUGACAAGCUUUCCACAGUUGAGAAUCGAAUUGUUGCAAGUAUAUACGAAGAGUAUAAUCUUGAAAGUGAGGAUAUUCAAUAA
Naegleria fowleri is the source of this 1911-nucleotide messenger RNA. RefSeq lists its product as uncharacterized. The coding region runs from base 1 to 1911 and encodes 636 amino acids. Lineage: Eukaryota; Heterolobosea; Eutetramitea; Acrasida; Naegleriidae. The transcript has 2 exons. The record is from RefSeq and is a predicted model, not a curated record.